ACUAGAACAACCACUAUGAGUAAACGAAAAGAGCCCGACGAUAACGUAAACAGCGAUUUCUACUCGAUGCUUAUGGAGUUAGCGAACUACGAGAAGAAUGUCAACAACGAUAUGCACCGAUCCAGCGCUUACCGGAAAGCCGCCUCCACUUUGGCCCAUCACCCUACGAGAAUAACUUCCGGAGCCGAAGCUCGUAAACUAAAAGGCAUCGGUCCUAAAAUCGCCGAUAAAAUCGAAGAAUUCAUAAAAACCGGUGGACUAGAGAAACUCAAGAAGAUACGACAAGACGAUACUCCUAAAAUAAUCGAAGAAUUAACCCGAGUCAGCGGAAUCGGUCCAGCCAAAGCUAAAGAGCUAAUCGAGGAGAAAAUCACUUCUAUCGAUCUUCUUCGUCAAAACACCGAUAAACUCACCCACCAUCAAAUUAUCGGUUUAAAAUACUUGGAUGAUUUUGAGCAAAAAAUACCUCGCUCAGAAAUCGUCGAAAUUGAGAAAAAGCUCAGAGAAGAAAUAUCCAAACUCGAUGAUAAAUACCGAGUUACAAUUUGCGGUAGUUACAGAAGAGGUAAAAAUGAAAGUGGCGAUAUCGACGCUUUAAUUUCUCAUCCUGACUUCACAUCCAAAGACAAGAAACCCACCAAACCGUUCCUGGAAAGUGUCGUAAAUACAUUAAAAAAUUGCAAUCUUAUCACCGAUACUAUCUCAUUGGGUGAUGUAAAAUUCAUGGGAGCGUGUAAAAUCAGUAACUUUACCAGAAGAUUAGAUAUACGUUUUACUCCGUUUGAUCAGUAUUAUUGCGCAAUUCUAUAUUUCACCGGUAGCGAUAUGUUCAAUAAAGCGAUGCGUACUCACGCUUUAACUAAUAAUUUCACCCUGAACGAGUACUGUAUUAGACCUAUCGGAAGUACUGGAACGCCAGGCGAACCUUUACCGGUAUCUUCCGAAGAAGACAUCUUCGAUUACAUCGAUUAUCCGUAUAAAACUCCCCAAGAAAGAAAUAUUUAACCUCGUUUACUCAACUUUCGUUUCUAGAGUCGUUUAAAUUUUUACUGUAUCCUAUUCUGUUGUAGAUUUAUUAUCAAUAAAUUUUUCGUGAUUUCUGA
Planococcus citri (citrus mealybug) is the source of this 1103-nucleotide messenger RNA. RefSeq names its product DNA polymerase beta-like. The transcript has a single exon. Gene Ontology annotation, biological process: double-strand break repair via nonhomologous end joining; base-excision repair. Lineage: Eukaryota; Metazoa; Arthropoda; Insecta; Hemiptera; Pseudococcidae. Bases 16 to 1005 code for a protein of 329 amino acids. Gene Ontology annotation, molecular function: DNA binding; DNA-directed DNA polymerase activity. The record is from RefSeq and is a predicted model, not a curated record.